AUGAAGGUCACCGUACUCCUUGCAUUGGCCACGGCCGCCGUUGCUGACAUCAUCAACAACGAGUACCUCAAGACCGAAGUCAUUACUGAGGCCAAGUGCUCUCGCGCGAGCAAGGCUGGCGACAAGAUCCACGUCCAUUACCGCGGUACUCUUACAGACGGCACCGAGUUCGAUGCUUCAUACGGUCGUGGCGCGCCCUUGAGCUUCACCGUCGGCUCAGGCCAGGUCAUCAAGGGCUGGGACCAGGGUCUGCUGGAUAUGUGCCCCGGCGAGAAGAGGAAACUCACCAUCCAACCCAAGUGGGCAUAUGGCGAGCGGGGUGCUGGUCCCAUUCCCCCCAACAGCGUUCUGAUCUUCGAAUCAGAGCUCGUCUCCAUUGACGGCGUUGAAAAGGAGGAGCUCUAA
Molecule: messenger RNA, 405 nt
Organism: Bipolaris zeicola 26-R-13
Lineage: Eukaryota; Fungi; Ascomycota; Dothideomycetes; Pleosporales; Pleosporaceae
Exons: 3
Coding region: 1-405 (134 amino acids)
Biological process (GO): protein peptidyl-prolyl isomerization
Molecular function (GO): peptidyl-prolyl cis-trans isomerase activity
Source: RefSeq, a predicted model, not a curated record